GCUCACUCUAAGGGGGAUGGGGGGGCAGAGCAGGCUGGAAAGGAGCUCUCACUGAUUAUUUUCAGUGCCAGCCUCAGCAGGAGCCCAAUAGAGGGCAGAAGCAGGGAGCAGUGCCAACCCUGGGGGGUAGGGGGGAGGGACAACCAGGCAGUAGACCCAGGGUUUCAAGACCCAGGCUGGAAGAAGGGAAGCUGAGCUGGCCUGCCCAUGGAGGAUGAAAGAUGGAGUGGCCAGGCUCUACUACUAACCCCAUCCCAGCAUCCCUGGGCACAAGGGCUGACUCAGCCCAUUCUCGGGCCCAGAACCUUCCCUGUGCUAGACCCUGGGGCCCUUGUGCCCACAGUCAUGAGGUCUGAAGGGGGUGGGGACAAUGAUGAUAAAAGGCACCAGACACAGCUACCACACCCUUCCUCAGCUGCAGCCUACAUGCAGCCCCGGACACAGCCCCUAGCCCAGGCCCUGCCCUUCUCCCUCCGAGGGGUCCUGCGAGACACUGGACUUCGGGUUCCCAUUAUGAAGAUGGGCACAGGGUGGGAGGGCCUGCAGCGGACCCUGAAGGAAAUGGCCUACCUCCUCCUCUGCUGCUGGUGUAUCAAGGAGCUGCUGGAUUAAUGGUGGCCGAGACCUGCCUCCACUCCACAGGCACCAUGGCUGGCAUCACUCAGCACCCAGUCCAGCAUACAUCAAGACUCCCGGAGCCAGCUGUGCUUGACCAAGGAUGGGCCACAAACAGCGAGUGAAGUGCUAUCCUGGUUCCAGUUUGUGCCAUCUGUCAGACCUGCCUCAUCUCUGGGCCUCCGUUCCCAGCCCCCACCUCCAGCGCACCUCUGGUGCACAGGAGCUUGGCCUGCUGGCUAGGACCCCAGUCAGACUGCAGCAGGACCUGGCGCUCCUCCAAGUCUGGCUCGGGGAGCCUACUGGCCCAGAUGGCUGAUCUUACCAUACCCUCCCAAUACCAGGAAUGGCCUGCCCCCAGUCUCUUUGUUUGAGAAUCACUGAACUAUAUGUAUAAUAAAUAGGCCUUGAGACUGAAA
This is a messenger RNA of Capra hircus (goat), 1034 nucleotides long. It is a transcript of the gene LENEP, whose product is annotated as lens epithelial protein. The record is from RefSeq and is a predicted model, not a curated record. The coding region runs from base 208 to 612 and encodes 134 amino acids. Lineage: Eukaryota; Metazoa; Chordata; Mammalia; Artiodactyla; Bovidae. The transcript has 2 exons. Gene Ontology annotation, biological process: multicellular organism development.